AUGCUUACACCGGCUCAUCCCGUAACAUCCUACAGUACACAUGUCAUCUAUGAAAAUGGCUAUACAAACAUAACAACACCUCAGUCUUCAUUUCGUGGCAGCUUGGAUCUACCACCAAAAUACGUACCAGUUGCCAUGACCACAGCUGGUACUUUACCAUUGAACACUACAGCUUCUACUGCUACACAGUCAACAAAAGAUCAUUUAGAGACCUUAAAUUUACCCCUUCAAAUAAUUCUUUCUUCGGUAAUGAUUAUUAUACUUUUGCUGUCAUUCCUAGGAAAUUUUGUGGUCUGUCUCAUGGUCUACCAAAAAGCUGCCAUGCGAUCAGCAAUUAAUAUUCUACUUGCAAGCCUGGCAUUUGCUGACUUGCUGCUUUCUAUUCUGAAUAUGCCCUUCGCAUUGAUAACUAUCAUUGUUACAGAGUGGAUUUUUGGAGAAGUAUUCUGCAGAGUAUCAGCCAUGUUCUUUUGGUUGUUUGUAAUAGAAGGUGUUGCUAUCCUGCUUAUAAUAAGCAUUGACAGAUUUCUAAUCAUUGUUCAGAAACAGGACAAGCUGAACCCAUAUCGGGCAAAGAUUCUCAUAGUUAUUUCAUGGGCAACUUCGUUUUGUGUGGCUUUUCCUCUGGCUGUUGGCAACCCACAAUUACAGGUACCCUCUAGAGCUCCACAGUGUGUUUUCGGCUACACCACCAAUGCUGGUUAUAAAGCUUAUGUAAUACUGAUAGUUCUUAUUUUCUUUUUUAUUCCUUUUAUGGUGAUGCUUUAUGCUUUUAUGGGCAUACUGAACACUGUGCGCCACAAUGCAGUCCGUAUACAUAGCCAUCCGGAUAGCAUAUGCCUCAGCCAGGCAAGCAAACUAGGCCUAAUGAGCCUUCAAAGGCCUUUUCAAAUGAAUAUAGACAUCAGCUUUAAAACUCGUGCCUUCACCACUAUUUUAAUUUUAUUCAUUGUCUUUAUAGUCUGCUGGGCACCAUUCACCACUUACAGCCUAGUUGCUACAUUCAACAGUGACUUCUACAGCAAGAACAAUUUUUUUGAGAUAAGCACUUGGCUCCUUUGGCUAUGCUACCUCAAGUCUGCACUAAACCCAAUAAUCUACUACUGGAGGAUAAAGAAAUUCCGGGACGCUUGUUUGGAUCUAAUGCCGAAAUACUUCAAGUUUUUACCCCAGUUACCUGGUCACACUAGAAGACGAAUCCGGCCUAGUGCCAUCUAUGUGUGUGGGGAACAUAGAUCAGUUGUGUAA
Molecule: messenger RNA, 1248 nt
Organism: Staurois parvus
Lineage: Eukaryota; Metazoa; Chordata; Amphibia; Anura; Ranidae
Source: the annotation of a GenBank genome assembly